Bacidia gigantensis is the source of this 1017-nucleotide messenger RNA. RefSeq lists its product as uncharacterized. Bases 1 to 1017 code for a protein of 338 amino acids. The record is from RefSeq and is a predicted model, not a curated record. NCBI's taxonomy places the organism in Eukaryota, Fungi, Ascomycota, Lecanoromycetes, Lecanorales, Ramalinaceae. The transcript has a single exon.
AUGGCACCCGACAUUAACAGCCUUCCACCUUCUCCCUACCGUAGUCAGGGCACAUCUUCCAACCCAAGACGACCUUCUCAACCGCGGCGUCUCUCAGAGCGCGUAGCUUCACCAUCCACAAGUCUAUUCUCCUCGACACCUCCGCCUCGCUCACCAGUCCUAUCCUCUGCGUUCAAUCAACCGCCACCACAUGAAGACAACACAGGCGUAGACCCCGGACCAGGCCCCCUCCGACAUCCCCGUCCCCUUACAGCAGCGGACCUGCACAUGCAACUCGAGAAAGAGCAAGAAGCAGUAGUCAAUCGUCUGACGCGCGAACUCACCCUCCUCAGACAGCAGACCGCCUCUGUGAACUCCACAACCUCCUCCACCUCCGCAUCCACAGGCAUUGCAGAACCCGAUCCUAGCAGUCACUCAGCCUACCUCACCAGCGGUUCCGCUCAUCCUACUUCCUCUCGCCGGCACCGCUCCUCCUCAAACCUCAGCUCUCGCGGAACCACAAGCACAGGAGCAGGUACAUCCAGUACGAGCACCGUCAACACGACAGGUGCGCUAGCCGGCUCAGGUAUCGCCCCUCCACGCGAUUCCAGCAUCCCAUACACCUACUCUCGUGGCGAUCCAAACCUCAGCCGUCAAAGCUCCGUAGCAUCCCGACGUUCAGAAGCCUCCUCGCCCUCCUUAUCCUCCUCACUCAUCUAUCAGGGCCAGCAAGGAGAACAUAACCUCCCCUUUCACCAUCACCGACACUCGCAUUCAAAUUCUACAUCUGCACAAGCAGGAGCAGCGGUAACAGCCGGUGCGAGCGCACGGUCGGGCUCUAUGGGCGCUGUAGCGCAUGUGCCCAGCACGGCACGGUACGAUGACGCGGCGCACGCAAAGGCGGAAUUGGAGAUGGUGAAGGCAGAGAAUGAAGCUUUGAAGAGUCGGAUAAGGGAACUCGAGCGGAUGGCUACACGAAGAGGAGAGGACGCCAAGGCGCAAGAGGAUAGGGGGUGGAACAGCGCCCUUCUGAUGUAG